Molecule: messenger RNA, 3431 nt
Organism: Dunckerocampus dactyliophorus (ringed pipefish)
Lineage: Eukaryota; Metazoa; Chordata; Actinopteri; Syngnathiformes; Syngnathidae
Gene: gucy1b1
Product: guanylate cyclase 1 soluble subunit beta 1
Exons: 13
Coding region: 206-1996 (596 amino acids)
Biological process (GO): cGMP biosynthetic process; response to oxygen levels
Cellular component (GO): guanylate cyclase complex, soluble
Molecular function (GO): guanylate cyclase activity; heme binding
Source: RefSeq, a predicted model, not a curated record
CGAAAGUGUUGUCAAUCAUACACGGAUGGAGCGGGGAGGUAUGGACGCAGUGGAAACCAUCAGCAUCUGUGUCAAACGAUGAAGGUUGUGCAAAAGCUGACAAUUUUUGCUUGAUAAUAGUGAGAGGAAGAGGAUCUGCCAGUAUGUAUGGGUUUGUCAAUCACGCCUUGGAGCUGCUCGUUUUAAGGAAUUACGGACCGGAAGUAUGGGAAGACAUCAAGCUUUUGUGUUCAGGAGAGAGGCUCAACUCGACAUCGAGGGACAGUUCCUCGUGAGAAUCAUAUAUGAGGAUGCCAAAACAUAUGAUCUUGUUGGCGCUGCAAGCAAAGUUCUCAAAAUUGAUGCGGGAGACAUCUUGCAGAUGUUUGGGAAGAUGUUCUUUGAGUUUUGCCAAGAGUCUGGAUACGACACUAUCUUGCGAGUGCUGGGAUCAAAUGUUCGUGAAUUCCUUCAGAAUUUGGACGCCCUUCACGAUCACUUGGGCACCAUCUAUCCAGGAAUGAGGGCUCCCUCCUUCCGGUGCACGGAUGCGGAGAAGGGCAACAAUCUAAUCCUCCACUACUACUCUGAGAGAGAAGGCCUGCAGGACAUCGUGAUUGGCAUCAUUAAAACCGUUGCACAGCAAAUACAUGGAACAGAGAUAGAGAUGAAGAUGAUCCAGCCGAAAAGCGAGGAGUGCGACCACAUCAAGUUCUUGAUUGAGGAAAAGGACUCAGAGGAAGAGGCCUUCUACGAGGACCUUGACGGCUUCGAGGAGAAUGGCACGCAGGAGACACGCAUCAGCCCGUACACGUUUUGCAAGGCCUUUCCUUUCCACCUGAUGUUUGACAAAGACCUGACGCUCACACAGUGCGGCAACGCCAUUUACCGAGUUCUGCCUCAGCUCCAGCCUGGCGCCUGCAUCCUCACUUCAGUGUUUUCCCUGGUCCGCCCGCACAUUGACUUCAGCUAUCACGGCAUUCUUUCCCACAUCAACACUGUCUUUGUCCUGCGAAGCAAGGAGGGCCUGCUAAAUGUGGAGACUGUGGAGAAUGAGGAUGAGCUGACGGGAGUGGAAAUCAGCUGUCUGAGGUUGAAAGGACAGAUGAUUUAUUUGCCUGAAGCGGAGAACAUCCUUUUUCUUUGCUCGCCUAGUGUGAUGAACCUGGAUGAUCUGACGCGAAGGGGCCUGUACCUGAGCGACAUCCCGCUCCAUGAUGCCACGCGUGACUUGGUGUUGCUGGGGGAGCAGUUUCGUGAGGAGUACAAGCUGACUCAGGAGCUGGAGAUCCUAACUGACCGCCUGCAGCAUACACUUCGGGCUCUGGAGGAUGAAAAGAAAAAGACAGACAGAUUGCUGUACUCCGUCUUGCCGCCAUCUGUUGCCAACGAGCUACGACACAAACGUCCUGUCCCAGCGAAGCGCUACGAUAACGUCACCAUCCUCUUCAGUGGCAUCGUGGGCUUCAAUGCCUUCUGCAGCAAGCAUGCAUCUGCUGAGGGAGCUAUCAAGAUAGUCAACCUGCUCAAUGAUGUUUACACCCGCUUCGACAUCUUGACAGACUCUCGGAACAACCCCUAUGUAUACAAGGUGGAGACGGUCGGUGACAAAUACAUGACGGUGAGUGGCCUGCCAGAGCCGUGUACGCAUCACGCCAAGUCAAUCUGCCACCUCGCCCUGGACAUGAUGGAGAUUGCCGGACAAGUCAAAGUGGAUGACGAGCCCGUACAGAUUACGAUUGGGAUCCAUACAGGAGAGGUGGUGACUGGAGUGAUUGGCCAGAGGAUGCCCCGCUAUUGCCUGUUUGGAAACACAGUCAACCUCACAAGUCGCACUGAAACCACCGGCGAAAAGGGCCAAAUCAACGUUUCAGAGUAUACUUACAGGUGUUUGCAGUCAGCAGAGAACGCAGACCCCCAGUUCAAUUUGGAGUAUCGUGGCCCCGUCACCAUGAAGGGAAAGAAGGAGCCCAUGAAGGUGUGGUUCCUGUCCAGGAAGUCCACUGGCACACCUUGAGUCCCCUUCAAUUUCAAGCCUAACAAUCAGUCUAGUCAAGCAGAUGUAUUCAAUGAAAUAACCUGGUUUUGAUAUCCAAAUACAUUUAUAUGAAACUGUGCCAUUGUGCUCUGCCACACCAUAGUAUAUAUAUUUUUUAGCAUACAGUGUGUCAUAAAGACUUUAAGUAGCUUAGUAUUUGUUCAUGAUAAUAACUGUAUUUGGAAAGCACUUUUCAUAGGUAAAAAUACACACUCACAAAUAAAAAAAGAAAUAGUUCGAUUUUACCGUUAGCAAUGCGUAAGUCUAAAUAUAUAGAUGAUGAUAUUGAUGUUUUAAAGUUAAUAAGCAGUGAAUGGGUCUGUGUGAAAGGUACCAAUUUAAAGUUAGAAAUUCCUAAUGUUGCUUCAUUUGAGUUCACCUAAAUCAUGGCACAAACAUUCUGAAUUCCUCACGUUCCUGUGGGAAAUGAUGAGUGUUUGUCACCCAUCUUUUAAGCGCUUCCAUGUUUGAGAAUGUGUACGUUAUUUGGUCUGAUGUCUGAUACUUGCCAAAAUAUUUGGAAGUCAAAGAAAUCUCAAUAAAUUGGAAUGUACAGUAUUUCAAAAGUCUCAUUCAAAUAGGGAAAAUACUGUAUUCUAUCAAUGACACUACACACACAAAAAAGAAUAUGUUUCAUCAUUUCGAUGAUUAGAGCUUACUGCUACUAACAGCCCCAAAUUCAAUAUCUCAUCAAAUGUGUUAAAAUUGCCAAAAGAAAGUUCAUUGUUGUAAACUAGUGGAAUGCUCUGUAUUUAAAAAAGCUGCAAAAAAAAUUGGUAUCUAAAAUCUGAAUGAAACUCCAGAAAUCAAAAACGUUUUGCACCACAUUCUCAUUUAUUGAGAUGCACCUGUUUUGCCCACUGACCAAAAUAUGUACAGUACAUUAUACAUUGGCCCUGCGGCUGGCUGGCGGCCAAUCCAGGGUGCACCUCUCGCCCGAAGUCAGCUGGGAUAGGCUCCAGCAUACCCGCGACCCUAGUGAGGAUAAGCGGCAAAGAAGAUGGAUGGAUGGCAUUAUAAUUUGGAAUGUGAGUUCAUAUCAAAGCAGCAUAUUUACUACUUGUUUGCAUUUAUAGAAUAGUAUUAAGCCACCUUAAUAUUUGACAUUUCGACAUCUUAAUAUUUAUUAUUACCAUCAUGUUGUUGGAUAGGUUUAAUUUUUGCUGGAGGUCUCUAUUUAUGGAAACGAGAAACCAGAGUGACUGUUUUUAGAAUGUGGGAGGAAGCAAUUUCAGUGAGUCUGAACUAAUAUUUGUGACAAUGUAAUUGCAUUACACGUGUAAAAUGCAAGAUGAGAAAAUAAAACGUGUUGCUUUACAGUACAUUAUUUUUCAUUUCAACAUUUUAUCAGUGGCGACAUCAGCCUUUGUUCGCUCAUGUAACGUUUACUGUGUAUGGGGCGCCUUCUAGUGGC